CAUACGCUCCCCAUCGCGGAGGGAGCAACCCUGGAUGAAUCCGAUUCUGAUCGUGCUAGAUCGGUCUGAGCGUCGUCUGGAGUAUGGUCCCUGAAUCCGGGGCGUCUGUGACCGCAAUACCAACACAUUCAGUGCAAUUCCGGUUGGUCUGGACAUGAACCUACGCGCGCUCAGCCGGAACACAUAAGUAGAGAACCUACCGCGGGUGUUCCGACCUAUACCCUUCCUCCUUGAACACCAUAUCCCUCUGAUUACACAAUGGCUGGAGGUAUAGUCGCACACACUGCGAGUCGUCGUAGGACGCUCCAGGGAAAGUCAGGAUGGGCAGGGCUGGUCGCAAAUCGGAAGACUUUUGCCAUUGCAGUUUUUGCUUCGCUAGGAGGAUUGUUGUAUGGUUAUAACCAGGGGGUGUUCUCAAGUGUGCUCGACAUGUACAACUUCGAUCAGCGUAUGGCCUCUGUGGUUGAUCACCCAGGUCCGAAGGGAUGGUUUGUCUCAGUAUUGGAGUUGGGUGCUUGGUUCGGUGUUCUGUGUACCGGAUAUCUUGCCGAUAGGUUGUCCAGAAAGUACACCAUUGUCCUCGCUGUCGGCGUUUUCUGCAUUGGAGUGAUUGUACAAGACACCGCGUUCCGCCCGGGCUCAAUUUUUGCAGGGCGGUUCAUCACUGGCUGGGGAGUCGGAUCACUGAGUAUGGCCGUUCCACUGUACAAUGCCGAGCUUGCUCCACCGGAAGUACGUGGAAGCCUUGUCGCACUGCAGCAGCUUGCCAUCGCAUUCGGUAUCAUGAUCUCUUUCUGGAUCGAUUACGGCACAAACUACAUCGGCGGAAUCGGCUCGACCCAGUCUCCUGCAGCCUGGCGUCUUCCGAUAGCGCUUCAGCUCGUUCCAGCCCUGAUCUUGGGUGUCGGAAUUUUCUUUAUGCCCUUCUCGCCAAGAUGGCUUGUCAACAAUGGUCGCGAUGAAGAAGCAUUGGCUGUACUUAGUAGAGCUCGGAAUCUGCCUCCUGAUUCAGAGGUCAUUCAAAUUGAAUUCCUGGAAAUCAAAGCACAAUACUUGUUCGAAAAGCAGACUUCCGAGAUUCAGUUCCCACAAUACCAGGACGGAUCGUGGAAGUCGGACUUCAAGCUCGGUUUUUAUGGAUACCUAAGUCUCCUCACUUCGCGCACGUUGCUUCGUCGCGUUGCCAUCGGCACUUUGACGAUGUUCUUCCAGCAAUGGACGGGUGUCAAUGCGAUUCUGUACUACGCGCCGUCGAUAUUCGAGGAGUUAGGUCUCACCGGCAAAACCACCUCACUUUUGGCAACAGGAGUCGUCGGUAUUGUAAUGUUUGUCGCGACUAUUCCGGCGGUUCUUUGGGUGGACAAUGUCGGACGCAAACCUGUAUUGGUCUCCGGAGCAUUCCUCAUGGCCGCAUGCCACCUAGUUGUCGCUGUCCUGACUGGACUGUAUUCGAAUUCUUGGCCGGAACACAGAACGGCUGGUUGGGUUGCCUGUGCCUUCGUCUGGAUCUUUGCCAUGGGCUUCGGAUAUAGCUGGGGUCCUUGCUCUUGGAUUGUCGUCUCAGAGAUAUGGCCCCUCUCCGUACGUGGAAAGGGAAUGUCGAUCGCGACUUCGUCAAACUGGAUGAACAACUUCAUCGUGGGUCAAGUUACACCAACCAUGUUGUCUGAUAUCGGAUUUGGGACCUUCGUCUUCUUCGGGUCUUUCACGUUCCUGGGAGGCUUGUUCAUCCUAUUUCUGGUGCCUGAAACGAAAGGCCUCACUCUUGAGGAAAUGGACGAGGUAUUCGGCGCACAGGGACUUGCAGCGGCGGAUCAAGAGCGCCAGUUGGCGAUCGAGAAGCGUAUCGGAUUGGAUCAAUACAACUUUACGUCAGAUGGAGGCAGCUCUGAAAAGCAUGAUGUAGAGAUGAAGGGGUAAAACCCUGGAGGAUAAGAGUCGUGUACACUAACAUAUGCAUGUAUCCGUUAACGGCCCUCGCUACGUUGUCCUGUCUUCAUAAUAUUUCUGUACUUGUUAUUGAAGGAUUCGCUUUCGUUCAUUCAUUUCGGACCAGAUUCGACUGUCGCGCC
This is a messenger RNA of Laetiporus sulphureus 93-53, 2072 nucleotides long. RefSeq names its product general substrate transporter. The transcript is spliced from 19 exons. The record is from RefSeq and is a predicted model, not a curated record. Gene Ontology annotation, cellular component: membrane. Lineage: Eukaryota; Fungi; Basidiomycota; Agaricomycetes; Polyporales; Laetiporaceae. Gene Ontology annotation, biological process: transmembrane transport; carbohydrate transport. Gene Ontology annotation, molecular function: carbohydrate:proton symporter activity. Bases 259 to 1920 code for a protein of 553 amino acids.